GGAAAAGCCAGUGGCAGUGGUGCACAGGGUCACAAUUAAGCAGGUAUUCAGGCAACUGCGAAGAGAGGCGGGUCAGCUUGCUCAAGUCUGCAGCUUUGGCUCACUUCGGCACUACUGAUCCAGAAUUGCAUCAGAGUUUUAGAUCUCUUUGAGGGCAAACGUGAAUUGCAGCCAAAGCCCAGUGCUUCUAAGUCGCCUCUUUUUCUAGUAAGAGCGCCAGUACAGGUUUACCUGAACCUUUGGAUUUGCUGGUUUCCUCUUUCAAAUCAGCAUGGCGACCUCUGCUCAGCUUUCAGACUCUCUCCGCCUCACAUCUGCUCCUGUGGUCUUCACUCGAUCAGACACUGGCACAGUCUUUCCUCAGCCUUCCACUUCUUACCCUGUCUCCACGUACAGAACGCCCAUCCCCCGUCCCUUCAGAGGAGCACUUGCGCAGCCAACGAAAGCCGCCCCAGUCUCCCCUUUCUUCGAGAAAGAGCACGCGCUCCCGCGCGGUUGCUCUGACGAGCGUGAACACAGCGCGGCGCCAUCUGGCGCUGAUGGAGCGGCCCCACUGGGUGACGAUCGGGACAUCCGCCUCCCGGAGCUCAAGCAGGUGCUCUCGUUGCUGGAGAAAAAGUGGGCAGAGCGGGAAGGCGGUGUGAAAAGGUCUGGUCCAGGGAACGUGUACUUGGUUGGAACGGGCCCUGGGGAUCCUGAUUUAUUGACGGUGAAAGCGCUCAGGCUGAUGCAGAGUGCGGAUCUUGUCUUGUAUGACCGGUUGGUGUCAGCCGAGAUUCUGGACAUGGUCAGCGACAAGGCGCGGCUGCUGUAUGUGGGCAAGACGGCGGGGUAUCAUACGCGGACACAGGAUGAGAUCCACGAGCUGCUUCUCAGCUUUGCUGAGGCGGGCGCUACAGUCCUGCGCCUCAAGGGGGGCGACCCGCUUGUCUUCGGAAGGGGUGGGGAGGAGAUGGACUUUCUCGAAAUGAAGGGCAUCCACGUGCAAAUUGUUCCGGGCAUAACGGCGGCCUCUGGAAUCUCGGCAUCCUUGGGGAUCCCCCUGACUCACCGGGGAGUGGCAAACAACGUUAGGUUCCUCACGGGGCAUUCUCGGAAGGGGGGGCACGAUCCCCUGUUCGUGGCGGGGGGGGCAGCGGACCCUGACACGACGCUUGUGGUUUACAUGGGGUUAGCCACGUUACCCGCUCUGGUAACCCGGUUAGUAGAAAACGGGUUACCAGCGGAUACGCCGGCGGUUGCGGUCGAGCGGGGGACGACUCCCGAGCAAAGAACGGUGUUUGGGGAGUUGACACAGUUGCACGAUCUGGUAGAAAAAGCACAGCUGGUGUCACCGACGUUGAUCAUGAUCGGUCAAGUGGUGGCCCUCUCGCACCUGUGGCCGCAUGGAGCGAAGGCGGACGUCGGGCGGAUCUCGGGAAAGGAGCUGCCAAUUGGGCCACGGGAUAGGGCGCUUCGGCCAGCAGAGGAUGUGGCCUGCUCUUGAGUUCCAGUACGGGGGAUUUAAGCCGGCUUGGGCUCUGGACACAGCGUGGUGUAAGGUUGAGGGAACGGUGUGAAGUAUGGACAAAAGCUGAAAUCUGUGUGUAAUUUUUGGAGAUAGGUAGUCUGCUUAAGUGUUGCUGGUGAAUUUCGGUGGCAGAUGUAUUGCAUUCACGCAGCACGUGCUUUGUGCAUCCACAGCUAGGAGCUAGUACAGUCUCUGCAUGAGGGCUCUUACAAUGUUAUAAAUACCUUACUAAUUAGCCUGUCCUUAAGGUUAACUAGGAUAAGUACGUCACUCAGUAGUACGGUAGUGGGUAGAGGUUAUGAGAGGGAUGCUUCUUUCUGUGCAACAUAACACAGAGUGGCAAACGUUUGGAUAGCAGCAAACAUUUCAGUCGCAAAGAGGGCUUGAAGCAAUUGAUCAAUGAGUCUGGGCCACAUUGGCUUAGUACUAAGGUUGUUGAAGCGCAGUGACCGGUCACACUGACAACUUUUCAAGAGAUGAACAAUUAAUUGGCAUUAAACUUAUACCUUACUUCUCCACAAUUGAAAUAACUUUAUUGACAGUCAGAUAUUGCAUGCGCU
Molecule: messenger RNA, 2070 nt
Organism: Klebsormidium nitens
Lineage: Eukaryota; Viridiplantae; Streptophyta; Klebsormidiophyceae; Klebsormidiales; Klebsormidiaceae
Source: the annotation of a GenBank genome assembly